Capsicum annuum is the source of this 633-nucleotide messenger RNA. RefSeq lists its product as uncharacterized. The coding region runs from base 158 to 415 and encodes 85 amino acids. The transcript is spliced from 3 exons. Lineage: Eukaryota; Viridiplantae; Streptophyta; Magnoliopsida; Solanales; Solanaceae. The record is from RefSeq and is a predicted model, not a curated record.
GCCCAAACCACCAAGCCCACGUGAACUUUCAAGAACAUUCGACUUCUUCUAUCUUGUUCCUGGAUAUCCGACCACCUUCGAACUACUGACAAUUCUGACAAAAAUAACAGUUUUCUGAACCAAAAAAAAAAUAAAGAUUUUUUGGACUUUUGGUGAAAUGAUUGGAACUAAAACUUUAGUACCAGCUAUAACUAAAUUCAUCAGAACUACGUUUCCAUCUGGAAGUAGAAUUGUUGGAACAAUGACCCCUAAGAAGCAAGCAAAUGAUGAUGCUGGAGAAGCCCAGAUAAAGGUGGAGAAUGCUGAACCCCUCGUUGCUUUUAGCAGGCCGCCUCCGAUCCCUCCUUUCCUUGGACCUCUAGUUGCUCUUUCACUGCUUGAAUCAUGGUCGAAACGAGAUAACAAAGAUGAUUGACAGCGGAUAUGGUUAAUGGCUUAGGACCUUCUACCAAUAGAAGUAAGAAAAUUUUGAAGGUUUUACUGUGCUUGUUAUGGAUGUGAAGUCUGUUUUGUAUGCUACCGUUUAUAUGUAGGAACAUAAUGCCUUCAAAAUGUUGUCCAGUUGUCUUGAGUGUCAAGCAGUGUAUAUGUCUACUUUUGGAACUUCUUAAUAAUGAACAGAGAUAUCGUGUA